GGACACAUUUGCUUCUUUGGGUCCUUUGGGUGAUGUGCGGAUUUCCGCGAUGAUUUCGCUAUGGAUGAGCCCUACGCGCUCUACGUGCUGGGACUCAGGGAAGGUUGCAGCGGCGCAGAGGUACGGCGCGCCUAUCGGCGCCUGGCCUUGCUGUACCAUCCCGACAAGAACCCGCAGGCGGGGGAGGAGUGCAAGCGGCGCUUCCGGGACAUCACCUCGGCCAAGGACUUCCUGGAGGCCGGCGAGCUGCGAGUCCGCGAGGAGAGAGGCGACAAAGGAGGGGCCAAGCCCCGAAGCUCGCCCUUCGCGCCGCCGCCGCAGGCGCCUCCCAAGCCGAGCUUCGGCCCAAGCGGCCUGGACACCGCGCGCCGGCGCCGGAGGGCGCGCUGGUGUAAGCCGGAGAGGGUGAUCCCUGUGAAGACGGAGGCGCCGCGGCUAGUGGUCUGGGCCUGCCACGUUUGCGAGAUGGCGAACCUGGGGGGAUACUCUCCGGGGGCGCGGAAGGACUGUCUGAGGCCCUGCAUCCAGCCGUCCCCGCAGACCCCGUGCUUUUGCGGGCAUGUGCUGGCGGACCACCGGCCUGAGUCGAAGUCGGAUCCCUCGGAGGAUGGCUGGGAGAGGUGUCGCAAAGGCUGCGAUUGCGCGCGUUUCAGCUAUGUGCGCCCUGGAUCCCUGUGCUCCUGCGGCCACGGCAGUCUGGAGCACAGCGCCAAAGGCUUCUUCGCCUGCGAGGUCUCCGAGUGCACUUGUCAGACCUUCCACGACGUCGGCACUUGCGACGUCUGUUCCCACGACUGGGUCAGCCAUCGUACAGAGCUGCGCUUCUCAGUUCCCCCGCCCUCGCGCCGGGAUGCCUCGGAAAGCCCGGAAUCCAGUUCUUCCGAGAUGAUCUUCCUCAAGCGCCCGAACUCCGCCCGUGCCGAGAAGCCCGGCGCGGGCGGCGCGGGCGGCGUGGGCGCUCCCGCCCUCGCACGGGAGGGUGCGCGAGAGAAGCGGCCCCUGGGUGAUCAGAGUGAGCGCCCACUCAGCGCCCGCAACGGCGUGGGCGCGCGGAUCUACGGCGCACUCAGCGGCCGCAUGCCGGGCGUGGCCGCCAUGCUGCCCGCCCCCCAGCGCCCGGAGUCGGCGGCCAGAGAUGUCGCCCGCCGCCCGGAGACGGCGCGGAUGCGGAUGCGGCCAGAGACACCUCGGUCAGCCCCGGGGCCCGCAGUGCCCCCGGCCCCGGCAAUGGCGGCGGAGACGCGGACUCGCCCGGAGACGCCAAAUCUACGGCCUAAGACGCCGAGAUCCUAUGGCCCAAAGAGGGAGGACCGGGAGAUGCGCAGUCCUGUGGUCAGCCCGGACGCCAGCCCCGCCGAGUCCGCCUCCGGCCGCGUGUUGCACAGCCCGGACCCUGCAAGUCCACAGCGUGGCGCCUCCUUUGGCUCGGACACCUCCUGGGUCCACGGCCGUGGUGCGGUGCGCGCGCACGCGCCCCGCGGCUUCCAUGAGCCGAAGGUCUCGUUUGCGCCGCAUCGAGAGCGCGGGGGGAGAUGGGCGCAUCCCACAGUCGCCUCGGGGAUCUAGAGGUUAGAUACCACAGGGGUCCCCAUAUUGACACAUUUUGCUCUUUUUGGCUGGUUU
Molecule: messenger RNA, 1623 nt
Organism: Effrenium voratum
Lineage: Eukaryota; Dinophyceae; Suessiales; Symbiodiniaceae
Source: the annotation of a GenBank genome assembly